CUACAACGCAAUAUAUACAACACAGUAUCUCUGAUUGGCCUAUAGCAUAGCAUCACAUUAUGAACGUGUCAAGGAAAACUAAGAUGGCCGAUUUGGUCAACUACCGCAUCAAAGUCACAACAUCGGACUCACGCCAACUAUCAGGCCAGUUGUUGUCCUUUGACAAGCACAUGAAUUUGGUUCUCGCCGACUGCGAAGAGUACCGCAUCACCAAAAAGUCGUUGCAGGAAUUGAAGGAAGCCAGCCGCAGCAACAAUUUGGCACCAACUAAGGUGACCGAGCAGAAACGUGUUUUGGGCUUGGUCAUCUUGCGAGGCGAGCAGGUGGUCAGUCUUGUCAUCGAGUCUCCGCCGCCAGCAGACCCUAGGACAAGGUUGGGCGCCACCACUGCUGGGUCCGGGACCAUUAAACAAUUCAAGAGCGCCGUUCCCGCACCGUCCGCUCUGGCCGCCAGUCUCGCUGCCCCUGUGAGAACCAACAAUUUCACCGGCGCCCCUAAGGUGUUUACCCCUCCUCCAGGUUUCCAAGGUGGUUUCAAGAGAUAGGUCCGGGAUGUGUAUAAUAGACGA
Molecule: messenger RNA, 569 nt
Organism: Babjeviella inositovora NRRL Y-12698
Lineage: Eukaryota; Fungi; Ascomycota; Pichiomycetes; Serinales
Product: mRNA splicing protein
Exons: 2
Coding region: 60-545 (161 amino acids)
Biological process (GO): mRNA splicing, via spliceosome
Cellular component (GO): U4 snRNP; cytoplasm; U5 snRNP
Molecular function (GO): RNA binding
Source: RefSeq, a predicted model, not a curated record